This is a messenger RNA of Anopheles stephensi (Asian malaria mosquito), 1769 nucleotides long. Its product is annotated as proton-coupled amino acid transporter-like protein CG1139. The transcript has 7 exons. Gene Ontology annotation, biological process: amino acid transmembrane transport. The record is from RefSeq and is a predicted model, not a curated record. Lineage: Eukaryota; Metazoa; Arthropoda; Insecta; Diptera; Culicidae. The coding region runs from base 203 to 1528 and encodes 441 amino acids. Gene Ontology annotation, molecular function: amino acid transmembrane transporter activity. Gene Ontology annotation, cellular component: vacuolar membrane.
GAACCACGCGCGCGCCCUAUCGCCUUUAUCCGAAAAGAUGCGUCCAAGCAAUCGUAUGCUCCAUUCGCCCGUCGAUCGCUCAACCGCUCUGUCAAACGGAGGCGUGCGUGAGAUUGCGUGCAGACGUCACAGUGACAAGUGCGCCCGCCGCUGUGCUGCAUCGUGAUCGUUUCGUGAGGCAACGUAGCACGAGGCGUGAGAAAUGGAGCUUCAGAAGACGGACAACGAUUCCAACAGUGGACUCGCAGACAACGAAUACGACCCAUUCCGGCAUCGUCGUGUGAAGAAACCAAACUCUACCAAUGGCACGAUCAUUCACAUGCUCAAAGGAUCUCUCGGAACCGGUAUCCUGGCCAUGCCUUCCGCCUUCCGUAAUGGUGGGCUCGUGUUUGGAAUUAUUGGCACUACGCUGGUGGGGAUAAUCUAUGCACACUGUGUUUAUCUACUGGUAUCGACGUCCCAAAAAUCGUGCAAACGAACGCGUGUACCCGUGCUUGGAUUCUCUGAAACUGCUCAAAGCGUAUUUCGCCAUGGCCCAAUCGCUACACAACGUUUUGCAAAUGCUGCCAAAGGCUACAUCGAUUACUCUUUGCUGAUCGUGAGCUUCUUUUCCGUUUGCGUCUACCUGCUGUUCAUUGCCACGACGCUGCGGGAUGUUGUUAACAGCGAGCUUGGCAUCGCGUGGGACACCCGGGUCUAUAUUCUGCUGACGGCGCUUCCGCUGAUCUUCGUCACGCAGGUACGCGAUCUACGAUAUCUGGUGCCAUUUUCGGCCCUGGCCAACAUGCUGAUACUGGUCACGUUCGGCAUCACGCUGUACUACAUCUUCCGGGAACCGAUAGACCUUUCCCAGCGGGAACUGUUUCCGGAAAUUACCGCACUGCCAUCGUUUUUCGGCACGGUCGUGUAUGCAGUGGAAGGGAUCGGUGUGGUGUUACCGGUUGAAAAUAAGAUGAAACACCCGCAGCACUUUCUGGCCUGCCCGGGCGUUCUGAGCAUCGUGCUGAGCUUCAUUACCGUCCUGUACAACGUGACGGGAUUUUUCGGCUACGCACGUUACGGGCCUCAAACGCGCGCUUCGGUCACCUUAAAUCUGCCCAGUGAAGAGAAGCUUGCGUUAUCCACGCAACUACUCGCGGCGCUCGCCAUCCUUUUCACCCUCGGUAUCUACUACUAUGUGCCGAUGGACAUACUGUGGCGCAAGGUGAAACAUCGCUUUCCGGUCGAACGGCACAACAUCGCCCAGAUCGGAAUACGGUUUAGCAUUCUCAUUGCUAUGACUGGGCUCGCACUAGGCGUACCGGAGCUGGAGCCCUUUAUCGGGCUAGUCGGAUCGAUCUGUUCCGCAACACUCGGUCUGCUGACACCGAUCGUGCUGGAUACGGUGUUCCGUUGGUCAACUCCUGGUGCGUUCGGUGUUUUUCGGUGGCGGCUGGUGAAGAACGUCAUACUGCUGGCGUUCGGAUUGUUCAUUCUGGUCGUUGGAACGUACUUCAGCAUCAAGGACAUAGUCGAUAUCUAUGGAUAGGAGCUAAUCUAAAAUCUAAGCCCCUGUAACAUAAUAGUCACAAAUUUACCACCAACUUGUUUUCUCAUCUGUAACAUAGCCUAGCACAGUUCUAUAUGAAUUCAUGUUUAUUUGCAGUCAUCUUCUACCAAUCGAUCUAUAGCAGUCAAUCAUCGUCAUUCCAGGUGCGUUCAAACCAUUACUGAAGCUUACAAUAAAUACAUGCAUGGAGUAAUUAAUGUUGACGGUAGCAGCCGCUUAA